AUAAAUAAACCCCUCCCCAGUCCCCAGUCCCCAGCAAACUCCAAGAAACUGCCCCUGAAAAGCACUUUUCCCUUUUCAUCUUUUCAUCGGGCUAAAUCCCUUUUCUAGCAUUCUUCCACCUGAAUCAGAAUCGGGCCAAAUCAAUCAACAUGCAUGAGGAAAAGAGUCCCAGAAAAAUACCCUUUUUGCAAGGCUUUUUGUGCUUAUUGGUGGUCUUGUUGGCAUCUUUUCCUAGCUGUUCCUUUGCCGCCAGUCGCUCUUCUGCCACCAAAAAGAAGGCUUCUGCUUCCUCUGUGAUUUUCCCUGUUAGCGGAAAUGUUUAUCCCAAGGGCUAUUAUCAGGUGACAGUGAACAUAGGCCAGCCUCCUAAACCUUAUUUUCUAGAUAUAGACACUGGAAGUGACCUUACCUGGCUCCAGUGUGAUGCACCUUGUGCCAAAUGCACACCAGCACCCCACAGUCCUUACAAACCCAACAAAAACCUUGUCACAUGUAAAGAUCCCUUAUGUGUAUCCCUUUACUGGCCUACAAGCCAUCAAUGUGAAUCCUUAGACCAGUGUGACUAUCAGGUUGAGUAUGCUGAUAGGGGUUCAUCUCUCGGCGUGCUUGUCCAAGAUUUGUUCCCCCUGAGAUUCACUAAUGGCAGCAUUUCAGCACCUCGUCUGGCAUUUGGCUGUGGUUACGAUCAAGAAAUUCCAGGUCCGAAUCCGCCUUAUACAGAUGGAGUACUUGGCCUCGGCACUGGGAAGUCUAGCAUUUUAUCGCAAUUGAAUGGCCUGGGACUGACACGGAAUGUAAUUGGACACUGCCUCAGUGUUCAAGGUGGGGGAUUUCUUUUCUUUGGUGAUGAUCUUGUUCCUUCUUCAGGAAUUGUAUGGACAUCAUUAUCAAGCAACUCCCUCGAGAAACACUACUCCGUGGGACCAGCAGACCUCUUUUUUGGCGGCCAGGCUUCAGGGGUUAAAGGCCAAUCUAUAGUUUUCGAUAGUGGGAGUACUUAUAAUUACUUUAAUUCCCAAGCUUACAAUGCUGUAGUUUCUUUGUUAAAAAAAGAUAUAAAUGGGAGGAAACAGUUACAAGAUGCUGUGGAUGACAAGAGCCUUCCAAUUUGCUGGAAAGCUCCAAAGCCUUUCAAAUCAAUUUUAGAUGUCAAGAGCUAUUUCAAACCAUUAGCAUUAGUGUUUACAAGUGCUAAAAAUGUUCAAUUUCAACUGCAACCUGAAGCGUAUCUCAUUGUCACGAAACAAGGCAACGCAUGCUUAGGUAUCUUGAAUGGUACUGAAGUUGGAAUCGGAAAAUUUAAUGUGAUUGGAGACAUUUCUCUGCAAGACAAGUUGGUGAUUUACGACAAUGAAAAGCAGCAGAUUGGAUGGGCUUCAGCGAAUUGCAACAGGCUUCCCAAUGUGGAUCGUGAUUACAGUGAAGGUUAUUAUCAGCCUUACUCUGCCAACUUCAACAUUUUAGAAGGGAGUUGCCCUGCUACUUUGUGGUUACAUUAGGAAGCAGACUAGCAAAUAGAGUUAAAAACUUGCAUAAAAUGUAAUUUCAUGUUAUUUGUUCACAUAGAAAUGACAUAAAAGGAUGGAUAGCUGUUUGUUGUACAAUGCUUCCUUGAUGUAAAUUCCAUAUACAUGCAGAGUAUAUAUAUAAAUAUAGAUUGGGUGCUACCCCUAUACAAGAACAUGUCAGU
Molecule: messenger RNA, 1690 nt
Organism: Coffea arabica (coffee)
Lineage: Eukaryota; Viridiplantae; Streptophyta; Magnoliopsida; Gentianales; Rubiaceae
Product: aspartic proteinase Asp1-like
Biological process (GO): proteolysis
Molecular function (GO): aspartic-type endopeptidase activity
Source: RefSeq, a predicted model, not a curated record